UAUUUUAUGCGCUUUCGUGAGUUCAUAAUCGUAUAACUGAUAGGAACGUAUGUAUUAUACAUGGCACACAGUAGAUAAGAAUGCGCGGGAAGGCGAACAAAGGGAAAGUCUUGAGCUGGGAAGAGAAGGAGGGGGGAGGGGUGGGCGUUGCCCGCAAAUCGAACGAUUGAUUGUUGUCCAAUGAUCGUUUGUUUGCAUUCAGAAGGGCGGAGCUAUAAUUUGAAUAUCGGAGUCUAGAUAAGCCGGUGCGGGCGCGCUUCCUCAUUCUUCGGUUGUACUCGAAAAAGGGAAAACCAUGCCUGAACCCGCCAAGUCCGCCCCGAAGAAGGGCUCCAAGAAAGCCGUGACUAAGACGGCUGGUAAGGGAGGCAAGAAGCGCAGAAAGUCCAGAAGGGAGAGCUACGCUAUCUACGUGUACAAGGUGCUGAAGCAGGUCCACCCCGACACCGGCAUUUCUUCCAAGGCGAUGGGCAUCAUGAACUCGUUCGUCAACGACAUUUUCGAGCGCAUCGCCGGUGAGUCGUCUCGUUUGGCUCAUUACAACAAACGCUCUACCAUCACGUCCAGGGAGAUCCAGACCGCCGUGCGCCUGCUUCUUCCCGGUGAGCUGGCCAAGCACGCCGUGUCCGAGGGCACCAAGGCCGUCACCAAGUACACCAGCUCCAAGUAAGAAGUGACAAACUUC
Molecule: messenger RNA, 685 nt
Organism: Colossoma macropomum (tambaqui)
Lineage: Eukaryota; Metazoa; Chordata; Actinopteri; Characiformes; Serrasalmidae
Product: histone H2B-like
Exons: 1
Coding region: 296-670 (124 amino acids)
Cellular component (GO): nucleosome
Molecular function (GO): protein heterodimerization activity; structural constituent of chromatin; DNA binding
Source: RefSeq, a predicted model, not a curated record